Heterobilharzia americana is the source of this 1047-nucleotide messenger RNA. NCBI's taxonomy places the organism in Eukaryota, Metazoa, Platyhelminthes, Trematoda, Strigeidida, Schistosomatidae. The record is from the annotation of a GenBank genome assembly.
AUGUCACUAAACAUUUGUCCUCAAUCAUUUGACCUCUAUGGAAAUAAUCUUAAGUUGUUGGCAGAAAGAUUGCGAAAAAAUUGGAUGCAGAAACUGUCGAAUGCUGACCAGACUGAUGAUUCCUUAACUAGUCUCACGUGGUUAUACGACGCCAAUCCAAUUUCUAUGAAUAUGGAACCGGCUCCUUAUUUUGAAAGCCAAGACCUAAACAUCUCGCCAUCCUUCGAUGACUACUGCAAUAAGUAUUCUUGCAGUAGCAAUCAACCGUAUGCAGGAAGCCUUUUAGAUCCCCAGGUUAGGAUGGAUUAUCGAACCAAAUGGACUGGAAAGCCUCCUUUCUCCUACGCUACUCUAAUCUGUUUGGCUAUGCGUGAGCUUGGCAAGCCUAAAGUAACGCUCUCGGAUAUAUACGGUUGGAUAAUGAAUAACUUUGCUUACUAUCGACAUACGGAUUCAAGUUGGCAGAACUCUGUACGUCACAACCUAUCACUAAACAAGUGUUUUGAAAAAGUUCCUCGUGACAAGGGUGAAAGAGGAAAAGGUGGCUUUUGGCGAGUUAAUCCAAGACAUAUUGAUUGGCUCGAAGCCAAUCUAGCAAAGUGUCGGCGUGCUGCACCUCCUCCUGGACCUCCACCACCGAUUCCAAGGUCCAUGUUAUUGCAACAACGUAAAAUGCAACAACAAAGUCAGUAUCAGCAAGCUCUAUUACCAAGAAGUUUAAUGUUGUCACCAUCAUCUGUUUCAGUGGGCAACUCAGUAACUACCUCUUCAUCAUUUACUGCAACCAUAUGUGUUCCUGAGUUAUCUUCUGAGUCUAUCAAAAAUCACCAAGUUUCAGCCUUAUCACCAUCUUCAAAUUCAUCCUUAUCCUCAUCUCCAUUAUCAUUUGCAUCCGUUGGUUCGCCUGCAAAUUUCCAAUCCACUAGGAUUCCUGUGGCACCGGCUCAUACUUAUCCAAACGCAGUUCAUACAGUUCUUGUGAAUCAUUGUACACUUUCGGAUAUGAAAAAACUCAUCAACUUUACCUCCAUUAUCUCUAUCUGGUAA